UUCAAAUCGUAUAUAAAUUGAUUUGAAAACAACUCGAGUUUAUAUUCAUAAUUAUACUACAAUUGUUUUAUUAGUAUAAUUACAAACCCAUAGCGAAAAUCAUGUAUAAAUUGGUAACUCUUGUGGUUCUCAUUACAGUUUCUCAAACUUAUGCCGAGGAUGGUGUCUUUUCGUGGUACGACGCACCUGCCGGUGCCAUCACAGCCAGUGGUGAACCCUUCGACCCAAACGCUAUGACUGCCGCCCAUAAGACCCUACCGUUUGGGACUGUCGUCCAGGCGUCGUGUAAUGGCCGGUCUAUCAGCGUUAGGAUCAACGACAGGGGACCGUUCGUCGCCGGGAGAAUACUCGAUGUGACCCCCGCUGGCGGUCGUGAGCUCGGUAUCAUCGAUAGUGGACUCUGUCAGGGUCAUAUUUAAAUGAGCCUGAAAUUAAUUGAUUCUGCUUACAUGAAUUUAAAAGUUUGUAUUUUUCAAUACAAGUAUUUGGUUUCCAUAUAAUAAAAAGUUAACAAUUGCAAUAUAACAAAAUGUUGAGAAUUAAUUAUAAAAAUAAAUUUUGAAAAUUUUAAUAAAAACCAGUCCAGCAUUACUGAGUAGGAAACAUCGAGUCAUGAAUCUCGAUUGAGUGGUUCUAAUUGUUAUGAUUAGUU
This is a messenger RNA of Oppiella nova, 652 nucleotides long. The record is from the annotation of a GenBank genome assembly. NCBI's taxonomy places the organism in Eukaryota, Metazoa, Arthropoda, Arachnida, Sarcoptiformes, Oppiidae.